Molecule: messenger RNA, 3857 nt
Organism: Pteropus alecto (black flying fox)
Lineage: Eukaryota; Metazoa; Chordata; Mammalia; Chiroptera; Pteropodidae
Gene: MAP3K12
Product: mitogen-activated protein kinase kinase kinase 12
Exons: 15
Coding region: 531-3203 (890 amino acids)
Biological process (GO): JNK cascade; protein autophosphorylation
Molecular function (GO): ATP binding; JUN kinase kinase kinase activity
Source: RefSeq, a predicted model, not a curated record
GGGCCUAGGAAGGAGCGGGAGUUCAAGCCGAGUGGGGACGAAGCUAGGGGUCGGAGGGUGGGGGAAGAAAUCUGUGGCUGACAUCCGUACUCCCAGACACCGUACGAACAUCGACUGUGACAGCGCCCUGGGUCCGGUGGAGGGCAGCGGGGGGAGGAGAGAAGGAGGAGGAGAUAGAGGAGGAGGCGGGAGCAGCAUCCGGAGCCGAGCUGCAGCAGCGCCGCCUUUUGUGCUGCGGCCGCGGAGCCCCCGAGAUUCCAGGACUACCCCACACCCACUGAAAAGCCUUUGAGAAGCCUGGUAAUUGUUCCAAGAGCUGAGACCAUCAGAGGUGCCAGACUUCCAUGUCGAUCUGCAUCAUCGUCCAGUGAGAUUCCUGCCACUCCUCUCAAUGUGAUUCAGAGGCUCUGGUUCAGGGGCUUAAAGAAGGACCCUACUAUGAGGAACAAUUAAAGGAUUGCUGGCCUCAGGAAUCCUCAUAUUUCAGGAUUUGGGCCCACCGCUCACCACCACACUGGGGCCCAGAGGCCAUGGCCUGCCUCCAUGAGACUCGCACACCCUCCCCUUCCUUUGGGGGUUUCGUGUCCACCCUGAGCGAGGCGUCCAUGCGCAAGCUGGACCCAGACACUUCUGACUGCACCCCUGAGAAGGACCUGACACCUACCCAGUGUGUACUUCGAGAUGUAGUGCCGCUGGGUGGGCAGGGCGGGGGUGGGCCCAGCCCCUCCCCAGGUGGAGAGCCGCCCCCUGAGCCUUUUGCCAACAGUGUCCUGCAGCUACAUGAACAGGAUGCAGGGGGCCCAGGGGGAGCUACUGGGUCCCCUGAGAGUCGGGCAUCCAGAGUUCGAGCAGACGAGGUGCGGCUGCAGUGCCAGAGCGGCAGUGGCUUCUUGGAAGGCCUCUUCGGCUGUCUGCGCCCUGUCUGGACCAUGAUCGGCAAAGCCUAUUCCACAGAGCACAAGCAGCAGCAAGAAGACCUUUGGGAGGUCCCCUUUGAGGAAAUCCUGGACCUGCAGUGGGUGGGCUCAGGGGCCCAGGGUGCUGUCUUCCUGGGGCGCUUCCAUGGGGAGGAGGUGGCUGUGAAGAAGGUACGGGACCUGAAGGAGACUGACAUCAAGCACCUGCGAAAGCUGAAGCACCCCAACAUUAUCACCUUCAAGGGUGUAUGCACCCAGGCUCCCUGCUACUGCAUCCUCAUGGAGUUCUGCGCCCAGGGCCAGCUGUAUGAAGUUCUGCGGGCUGGCCGCCCUGUCACCCCAUCCUUGCUUGUUGACUGGUCCAUGGGCAUCGCCGGUGGUAUGAACUAUCUGCACCUGCACAAGAUUAUCCAUAGAGACCUUAAGUCCCCCAACAUGCUUAUCACGUACGAUGAUGUGGUGAAGAUCUCCGAUUUUGGCACUUCCAAGGAACUGAGUGACAAGAGCACCAAGAUGUCCUUUGCAGGGACAGUAGCCUGGAUGGCUCCUGAAGUGAUUCGCAACGAGCCUGUGUCUGAGAAGGUCGACAUCUGGUCCUUUGGUGUCGUGCUGUGGGAACUACUGACUGGUGAGAUCCCCUACAAAGAUGUAGAUUCUUCAGCCAUUAUCUGGGGUGUGGGAAGCAACAGUCUCCAUCUGCCUGUGCCCUCCAGCUGUCCAGAUGGCUUCAAAAUCUUGCUUCGCCAGUGCUGGAACAGCAAACCACGAAAUCGUCCAUCAUUCCGACAGAUCCUGCUGCAUCUGGACAUCGCCUCAGCAGAUGUCCUCUCCACGCCCCAAGAGACUUACUUUAAGUCCCAGGCAGAGUGGCGGGAAGAGGUAAAGCUGCACUUUGAAAAAAUUAAGUCAGAAGGGACUUGUCUGCACCGCCUAGAAGAGGAGCUGGUGAUGCGGAGGAGGGAGGAGCUCAGACACGCUUUAGACAUCAGGGAACAUUAUGAACGUAAGCUGGAGAGAGCCAACAAUCUGUACAUGGAACUUAAUGCACUUAUGUUACAGCUGGAGCUCAAGGAGCGGGAGCUCCUCAGAAGGGAGCAAGCUUUGGAGCGGAGGUGCCCAGGUCUGCUGAAGUCACACCCUUCCAGAGGCCUCCUGCAUGGGAAUACAAUGGAGAAGCUCAUCAAGAAGAGGAAUGUCCCACAGAAGCUGUCACCCCACAGCAAAAGGCCGGAUAUCCUCAAGACGGAGUCUUUGCUACCAAAACUAGAUGCAGCCCUGAGUGGGGUGGGUCUUCCUGGGUGUCCUAAGGGUCCCCCCUCACCAGGACGGAGUCGCCGUGGCAAGACCCGUCAUCGCAAGGCCAGCGCCAAGGGCAGCUGUGGGGACCUGCCUGGGCUUCGUGCAGCUGUGCCACCCCAUGAACCUGGGGGACCAGGGGUGCUAGGAGGGGGACCCUUAGCCUGGGACGCCUGCCCUCCAGCCCUCCGUGGGCUCCACCAUGACCUCCUAUUACGAAAGAUGUCCUCAUCGUCCCCCGAUCUGUUGUCAGCAGCACUGGGAGCCCGGGGCCGGGGUGCCACAGGGGUAGCUGGGGAUCCUGGCUCACCACCUCCAGCCCGAGGUGACACUCCCCCAAGCGAGGGCUCAGCACCUGGCUCCACCAGCCCAGAUUCACCUGGGGGAGCAAAAGGGGAGCCACCUCCACCAGUAGGACCUGGUGACAGUGUUGGGCUACUGGGAACUGGAAGGGAAGGUACGGCAGGACGGGGAGGAAGCCGGGCUGGGUCCCAGCACUUGACCCCAGCUGCACUGCUGUACAGGGCUGCUGUCACCCGAAGUCAGAAACGUGGCAUCUCCUCAGAGGAAGAGGAAGGAGAAGUGGACAGUGAAGUAGAACUGACAUCAAGCCAGAGGUGGCCUCAGGGCCUGAACAUGCGCCAGUCACUAUCCACCUUCAGCUCAGAGAAUCCAUCAGAUGGGGAGGAAGGCACAGCUAGUGAGCCUUCCCCUACUGGCACACCUGAAGUUGGCAGUACCAACACAGAUGAGCGGCCAGAUGAGCGGUCUGACGACAUGUGCUCCCAGGGUUCAGAAAUCCCACUGGACCCACUUGCUUCAGAGGUGGUUCCUGGCCCUGAACCCAGCUCCUUGUCCAUCCAACACCAGAACCUACUCAGAAGGGAGCAGGGUCCUCCCAAUUCUGAGGACUCAGACUGUGACAGCACUGAACUGGACAACUCCAACAGUGGUGAAGCCUUGCAGCCCCCAGCCUCCCUUCCUCCAUGAAAGCCACUCUUACUCUUGUACAUAGAGAAAUAUUUAUAUAAAUAAUAUAUAUGCGCCACGUAAUCAACAGAGAAAGACAGGGCUAUCCCAGCCUCGUCAGACUCAAGGGAGACUGACCCCUGACCAAUUCACCUGAUACACUCUAGGGACACCAGUAGCUGUGGAAAUGAAGGACAAGGACUGCCCUAGAGCUAUGGGUAAGGGCAAACUGGCCCCUUCCUGCUUCACCUCAUUAUGUUCAGCAAGCAGUCAGGCAACAGAAAAGCCAGACUUGCCUGCCAUGUUCCUCUAUACUCUUUCUCCCAAAUCCCAGGGGAAAAGGAGAGGGAACCACUUAACUGCACUUUUUUGUUUUCCAUUUACUGUUUACACAUUUUGCACUUGGGAGGAGGGAGGCUAAAGCUGGGUCCUCCCCUCUGAGGUUUCUCAGGUGGCAAUGUAACUAAUUUCUUUGUCCCUCCAUUUCUCUGCCCAAGCCCUGGCUUAGGGUCUAGGGGGAGGUUAGGAGAUUGUGAAAGCAUGUGAUGGCUCAAGCUGAAGAACUGGGGUGUUGUUUAAGUCCCUGCUUUUAUCUUGGUGCUUGAUUGGGGUGGGGACUGUCAUAUUGUAACCCCUGUGAAAAACCUUGAAAUAUAACCACUCCAUGCAGGCCCA